AUGAACGACUUGAACUUCCUUGACUGGUUCUGUAACUUGAGGAAUGUCCUCAAACAAGAACAUAAAUUAUAUGUCAUUGAAGAACCCGUUCCUAAUGAUCUAGUAGGUAAUGCCUCUAGAGUUGAGAAGGAUACUUAUAAGAAGUAUCUUGAUGACAUGUUAGAUGUAGGAUGUCUAAUGCUUGCCACCAUGACUCAUGAGCUUCGAAAGCAACAUAAGGAUAUGGUUGCCUAUGAUAUGAUCCAACACCUCAUGGAAUUAUAUGAAGGGCAAGCACGUCAAGAGAGGUAUGAGACCUCUAAAGCUCUAUUUCAAUGCAAAACGAUGGAGGGAACUCCUGUGAGAAAUCACAUUCUCAAGAUGAUAGGCUAUAUUGAAAGCCUUGAAAAACUUGGAUUCCCUCUAGGUGUGGAAUUGGCCAUUAAUGUCAUCCUACAAUCGUUGCCAUAUAGUUUAAGCCUAUUUUUCCUUAAUUUCAACAUGAAAGAGAUUAAUAAGACUUUGCCACAAUUACUUAGCAUGUUACGAACUGCUGAAAGUAACAUGUAA
Messenger RNA from Gossypium raimondii (Peruvian cotton), 549 nucleotides. RefSeq lists its product as uncharacterized. The transcript has a single exon. NCBI's taxonomy places the organism in Eukaryota, Viridiplantae, Streptophyta, Magnoliopsida, Malvales, Malvaceae. The record is from RefSeq and is a predicted model, not a curated record. The coding region runs from base 1 to 549 and encodes 182 amino acids.